Microtus ochrogaster (prairie vole) is the source of this 2072-nucleotide messenger RNA. It is a transcript of the gene Srsf9, whose product is annotated as serine and arginine rich splicing factor 9. Gene Ontology annotation, molecular function: mRNA binding. NCBI's taxonomy places the organism in Eukaryota, Metazoa, Chordata, Mammalia, Rodentia, Cricetidae. The record is from RefSeq and is a predicted model, not a curated record. Gene Ontology annotation, cellular component: cytoplasm; nucleus.
UCGCUACCCCAACCUUCCUUCCCCUGGCACUUCCCGGGGCACUGGCGCCCACGCACGCGCACGCGCACCUCGCGGCCGCUUUCCCUUUAAGAUUACUUUAGUCUCCUCCGACCCCUACGGCUUCCGCGCAGCGUUCCCACAAUGCAGUGCGGCUGAGCGCCUCGGAGCCCGCGGGGGAGCUGCGGCCGGGAUCCGGGCCGAGGCGGCGGCAGCGGCAGCGGGAAGUGGGCUGCGGCGGGCCCGCGGCGUCGGUCCGUGCGGAUGUCGGGCUGGGGGGACGAGCGCGGCGGCGAGGGCGACGGGCGCAUCUACGUGGGGAACCUUCCGACUGACGUGCGAGAGAAGGACCUGGAGGACUUGUUUUACAAGUACGGCCGCAUCCGCGAGAUCGAGCUCAAGAACCGGCACGGCCUCGUGCCCUUCGCCUUCGUCCGCUUCGAGGACCCGCGGGAUGCUGAAGAUGCAAUUUAUGGAAGAAAUGGUUAUGAUUAUGGCCAGUGUCGACUUCGUGUGGAAUUCCCCAGGACUUUCGGAGGUCGGGGUGGGUGGCCCCGUGGCGCAAGGAAUGGGCCUCCUACAAGACGGUCUGAUUUCCGAGUUCUUGUUUCAGGACUUCCUCCAUCAGGCAGCUGGCAGGACCUGAAAGAUCACAUGCGUGAAGCUGGGGAUGUCUGUUAUGCAGAUGUACAAAAAGAUGGAAUGGGGAUGGUUGAAUAUCUGAGAAAAGAAGACAUGGAAUACGCUCUGCGUAAACUGGAUGAUACAAAAUUCCGCUCUCACGAGGGUGAAACUUCAUACAUCCGAGUUUAUCCUGAGAGGAGUACCAGCUAUGGCUACUCAAGGUCCCGGUCUGGGUCCAGGGGCCGUGAUUCUCCAUACCAAAGCAGGGGCUCUCCACACCACUUCUCUCCUUUCAGGCCUUACUGAGGAAGGGGGUGGGAAGUUUUUCUAUUUUUUAGAUGCCCUGAGCUGCUUUGUGCUCAGAAUUUACAUUCCAGAUUGAUAAUUUAGUGUCUUAGGAGAUUUUCUAAUUUCUUUCUUUUUUCUUUUCUUUUUCUUUUUAAGGAACUACAUAAUUUCAACCAGGGCCACCAUACUAGCAGUGAAAUGUUUUAGACUGCAGAAAUAGAAGUUGUGGCUUUGGUUCAGAACAAGUUGUAUAUUUUUCACCCCUGAUUAUGGGAUAGAAAUCAGUGCUGCAUCUUUGUGGGCUGCUCUGCUCUGGAGAUCAGCCGUUACGACGACUGAGUCGCUCAUUUUGUUGAGAAAUAUAUUUUAAAUGUUUAGUAAUUGGUGUGUGGUUGUCUCUGAGUAGGCACAUAGGUUUCCCCUAACAGGUUCUGACCAAAAAGCAGCGUCCUCUACGUUAUCACAGCAGUUUGUCAGGGGCAGAAACAUUACAUUGCUAGGGUAGUGGUGAUGGUUUCAAAAUUUCAACACCGAGGGCAGAUUGUGUAUUUUUUUAAGAUUGAUAUUUAUGUGUAUACUACAUGUGUAUUCAUGCUCACUGAGGCCGCAAAGGCAUUAUAGACCCCUGGAACUGUAGUCACAGGAGGUUGUUGGGUCACCCUGAGUUGACUCCAGUCAGACAGGAGACUAGGGAGGGCUCUGGUUUUUGUUUUUUAAUUUGUGUAACCCUGGCUGUUCUGGAUCUCACUCUGUAGAUCAGGCUGACCUCAAACUCAGAGAGAUCCACCUGCCUCUGCCUCUCAAGUGCUGGAUUUAAAGACAUGCACCACAACACUGGUUUAGGAAGUUCUCUUAACCACUGAGCCAUCUCUAACCCAGAUUCAGAGUUUUUAUAAUUCAGAGCUGACAUUGUAAAUGAAACUGCCUGUAAAAGAGGUUCACUGAGGUGGUUCAUGCCUCUAAUCCCUGUACUUGAGAGACGGAUGAAGGCCACCCUAUCUGAACAACAACACAAAAGUGUGUGUAUCUCUGUGUGAGAACAUUGCAGAUAAAGGGAAGAGGAAGAAUGAAAACAAGCCCAAGGCUAUUUUUAACAAGUUCUUUUUUCAGAAAGGAACUGUUUGGCUGGUGUUCACAGGCACUGUGUGUGGGGAGGAGGGGGG